CAUUCAUUUUAUUGUUCCUUUUGUUUAGUGAUUCAUUUAUUUGGGAAACAUUUUAUAAUUUAAUUAGUAUUUAAAAAAAACGAAGUUAUAGAUACUAAUCACCAUAUAGAGAUGAGAGUAUAUAUGUAUAUUUUCAGAAAUUUUAAUCAGUAUGGAUUUAAAUUUUUUUGAUGAAGAAUUUAGCUAUCAAGCUCAUUUGUAUUUCAAAAUGAUGUUCUCUAUAUAUAAAAACCUGCUUUGAUUUCACCAGAAAUGUGAAUUGUUCGUUAAUUAUUUUCGAACGACCGUUCAGAAUUUGAAGGUUCAAUAGAAAAUUAUUAUUUUUCCUAGUUACUUAUUCAGUCGCUUGCAGAGCAGUAAUAAGUGUUGUGAUAUCCUUAAGUUUGAUACUUGUUCAACGUUCACAAUGUAUCUUUCAUAGUGUUAUUUGGACGCCACUGUUAAUUUAAUGAAUCAUACUAUAUAUCAUUGAUUCCAAUUUGACAGUAGAUCUUCGAUAACAUAAUCUUCAGUUAAUGAAAUUAGAUGUUGUGAACUUCUUCGGUGCAUCAAAAUGAAAAAUAUACACAAAUUAUUUUGGACAGCUCUGAGUGUACUUUCUGCUAUUUUGAUUUUCUAUAGAUCUUCGAAAAAUAAUGUGUGCAAAUCGUAUUCAGACUAUUUUUUUAUUCACACCAGUGAGAAUUGUUGGCAUGAAGUUGGAGUAUAUGCAGAAGUGCCCCAAAUAGUUUUACAAAGGAAUCACACUUUAGAGACUUAUUAUAGUGUAACUGAAGAUGGAUUUUUCCUUAGAACAUUCAGACUAUUACCGAAAGGAAAACCAAAAGGAGUCAUUUUUUUGGAGCAUUCUUUCAUUGCUAAUUCUGAAAUAUGGAUUGAUAUUGGAGAUCAGUCACUAGGUUUCUAUUUAUUGAAUGAGGGUUAUGAAAUUUGGCUAGGGAAUAUGAGAGGAUCUAAAUAUUCAAACACCCAUGAAAAAUAUACAACAUCAGACUUCGAAUUUUGGGAUUGGAGUUUUCACGAACAGGGGGUUUAUGAUAUAAGUUCGCAGUUAGAUGUAGUUAAGAAAAUAACCAACCGAAGUGAUAUCAUUUUCAUCAGCUACUCAAUGGGAGGAACAUCAUCAAUUGUUUACGCUAGUUUGAGACCAGAGCACGCCAAAAAAUCCGUAAAAGCCAUGAUACACUUUGCUCCUAUAGUUUAUCUUUCUCACUUGAAAGGCUUUGGAGCUAUUUUGAGCAAUUGGACAACGAAAAGCAGAUUUUGGGACAUGCUUAACUGGCUAAGAAUAGGGUGGCUUCCCCAUGGCCCAGUUCUGAACUACAUGAAAUCCAUAGUUUGUAAUUCGCAUCCACUGAAGUUCCUCUGUUUGAAAGCCAACGAAGUAUUGAUUGGACAAUCGAAAACAGAAAUAGAUCCUAUAGCCGCACCUACAAUAAUAGAAAAAUUUCCUGAUGCAAGUUCAACGAAAUCCAUUCACCAUUUCACCCAAAUUCACCAGGCUGGGGGUAAAUUAAGGCAAUACGAUUAUGGUUAUGAUGGGAAUAGGAAAAUGUAUAAUGCUACUAUUCCACCUUUGUAUCCUCUGGAAAAUAUUAGGAUUCCAUUCUUUAUGUACCAUGGAAGUGAAGAUUCCUUCACAGAUCUUAAGGAUAUAGAAAGCUUUUACGAGGACCUACCACCGGAAGCAAAAAUGCAUGGUCAUAAGCAAGUUGAUAAUUACAAUCAUUUUGAUUUGAUGUUUGGUAAACACAGAGAAAGAGAUAUUUAUAAACACCUUUUAAAACUACUUCGAAGUAUAUUGUGAAUGAUUUCAUAGAAUUGUUUUUUUAUAUUUGAGAUUUGUACAAAUAAAUGAGUUUGAUAGUAUUAAGUUAAUGUUAACUUUGUCAAGCAGCUUCAGCCGAUAUGAUUGUUUUAUCGGAAGUGUAAUUAAUAAAUAAAUUUUUAUCAGAACUAGAA
This is a messenger RNA of Harmonia axyridis, 1962 nucleotides long. Its product is annotated as lysosomal acid lipase/cholesteryl ester hydrolase-like. The transcript is spliced from 7 exons. Gene Ontology annotation, molecular function: hydrolase activity, acting on ester bonds. Lineage: Eukaryota; Metazoa; Arthropoda; Insecta; Coleoptera; Coccinellidae. The coding region runs from base 554 to 1807 and encodes 417 amino acids. The record is from RefSeq and is a predicted model, not a curated record.